AUGGAUGAAGAAGAACAAAAUGAGGAAGACAACAAAGAGGCAACACAAAGUCCCUGGAAAACAGGAUUGCAUCAAAGAGCAGCAGACGAUGCAAUUGAUAGUCAACUUGAAGCAGUAAGCCCACAACCUCGGAGAUCAACAAGAGUGCGAAAUCUAAAUCCCAAGUAUGCCAAUGUUGCUAUAGCUAAAGAAGAAAAGUUCAGAGAACCAGAUGCAUAUGAAGAAGCAUCCCAGAACAUCACGUGGAUAGAAACUAUGAAAGAAAAGAUAAGUGCUCUAGAGAAGAAUCAAGCUUGGGAGUUGGUGCCAAAGCCAAAGGAAGUAAAACCCAUUUCAUGCAAAUGGGUAUACAAGGUAAAAUCUCAUCCUGAUGGUUCGAUUGAGAGAUAUAAAGCUCAAUUAGUAGCUCAAGGAUUCUCUCAACAAUAUGGGCUAGAGUAUGUUGAGACGUUCAACCCAAUUUCCAAGAUUACAACAGUAUGA
Messenger RNA from Humulus lupulus (European hop), 483 nucleotides. RefSeq lists its product as uncharacterized. The transcript has a single exon. The record is from RefSeq and is a predicted model, not a curated record. Bases 1 to 483 code for a protein of 160 amino acids. NCBI's taxonomy places the organism in Eukaryota, Viridiplantae, Streptophyta, Magnoliopsida, Rosales, Cannabaceae.